This is a messenger RNA of Rubroshorea leprosula, 1126 nucleotides long. NCBI's taxonomy places the organism in Eukaryota, Viridiplantae, Streptophyta, Magnoliopsida, Malvales, Dipterocarpaceae. The record is from the annotation of a GenBank genome assembly.
UACCACCACCUAACCCUAUUUUCCGACCGGCUAGCGUUUGAGGAUAUUCCGAUUCUUAUUUUCCGCCAACGAAAUUAAGAUUCAAGGCAUACAGAAAUCUUCCGGCGUCAGAAACACCACCACUUUAGCAAUCAUGGCUGAGGAUGUUCCUACUGAACUGAAAGACGAGAUGGGAGAGCUUGCUCCCUUUGAUCCUACUAAAAAGAAGAAGAAGAAGAAGGUUGUUCUGCAGGAUCCUGCAGACGAAUCUGUGGAUAAGCUGGCUGAGAAAACUGAAUCAUUGUCGGUGUCUGAUGGGCUUGAAAGUACUUUUACUGGCCUGAAAAAGAAGAAGAAGAAACCAGUAGAGACAAACAUAAUGAAUGAGGAAAGUGGAGAUGGGGGAGAUGAUAUUGAUGAUCUCCCUGGUGAAGAUGAAGAAGGUGAAGGAGUUGUCCUGCAGCAGCGCUAUCCCUGGGAAGGAAGUGAUCGUGAUUAUAAGUAUGAGGAGCUUCUUGGUCGAGUGUUUAACAUUCUUCGGGAGAAUAACCCAGAGCUUGCUGGUGAUAGGCGUAGGACUGUUAUGAGGCCUCCACAAGUUCUCCGUGAGGGCACAAAGAAAACAGUUUUUGUGAAUUUCAUGGAUCUUUGCAAGACGAUGCAUCGGCAACCAGAUCAUGUUAUGGCAUUCUUGCUUGCUGAGCUGGGGACCAGUGGUUCUCUUGAUGGGCAGCAAAGGUUGGUUGUGAAAGGCAGGUUUGCACCCAAGAAUUUUGAAGGGAUUUUGCGUCGUUAUAUCAAUGAGUAUGUCAUUUGCCUUGGGUGUAAAAGUCCAGAUACAAUUCUCUCAAAGGAGAAUCGUCUGUUCUUCCUCAGAUGUGAGAAGUGUGGCUCUGGACGAUCGGUUGCUCCAAUUAAAGCUGGUUUCGUUGCUCGUGUUGGCCGCAGGAAUACUGGCACAUGAGUCACUUUACUUUUUGUAUUUUACCUCGUCUAUCCCAAUGUUGAUUAGGCUUUCAUGGUGGUCUGAAUCUUCAUUCUGAAUAAGGGAUUGGAUUCCUGUUAAACUUUAUUAUAUGAAUGGAACUUAAUCAUUAAUCAUGUUCGUGUCGCUUUUGGAUCUAUGAAAUAAUGGGUUGCUAGAUGA